GUGAGGUCUGGCUGGUGGGCUGCUGUGGGUGGGCGCCAGUGCCACUGCUGUUGGUGCAGUCCCCCCACCCCCCUAUCUGGUGCCUCCUGAAUGCUAUAAUUAUGGGUCUGUAACCACCCUGAACUGGGUGCUCCUUGCCGACAGGGUCUGUCUGAACCUCUCUUUGUCCCAAGCCCCAGCACUGGGCCUGGCAAAACCAGAGAUGCCUGGUACCUGGCGACAGGAUGAAUGAGCCAGAUUCAGACGGACAGGAGCGUUGUGGUUUAGGAGGGGCCUGGGGUUUUCAGGGGAGGUUUUCCAUGUCUCCUGGGGCAGCUCUGGGCUCUCAUUUUCACAAGCUGCCUGCACUCCUGGCCCUGCCUUUGUUACGUUUGACCUUUUCUCCUUUCCAGGUCUCAGGGACAGGGAGGAGGGGCCCUGUGCCCUGCCCCGGGGACCCCAGCCUGUGGGCAGAAACCCCAUGGGCCAGGAGAACAGACAGGGUACCCGUGAUCAGGGGCUUGGGGAGGCAUGGGCUGAAGCAGUCCGAAGGGCUGCCUGGAGGAGGCGACCUCUCAGCUGGGUUGGCAGUGGCUGUGGGCACCGCCAGGGCUUGGAGACCUGCCUAGGAGGAGCAGCUGAGUGUCGUGGGGUCCCCACCGGAGCCCAGCACCAUGAACGACGUGGCCAUUGUGAAGGAGGGGUGGCUGCACAAGAGAGGUGAGUACAUCAAGACCUGGCGGCCACGCUACUUCUUGCUCAAGAAUGACGGCACCUUCAUUGGCUACAAAGAGCGGCCUCAGGACGUGGACCAGCGCGAGUCCCCCCUCAACAACUUCUCUGUGGCACAAUGCCAGCUGAUGAAGACGGAACGGCCCAGGCCCAACACCUUCAUCAUUCGCUGCCUUCAGUGGACCACGGUCAUCGAGCGCACCUUCCACGUAGAGACACCCGAGGAGCGGGAGGAGUGGACCACAGCUAUCCAGACGGUGGCGGAUGGGCUCAAGAAGCAGGAGGAGGAGAUGAUGGAUUUCCGGUCAGGCUCACCCAGCGACAACUCUGGGGCUGAGGAGAUGGAGGUGUCCCUGGCCAAGCCCAAGCACCGUGUGACCAUGAAUGAGUUUGAGUACCUGAAGCUCCUGGGCAAAGGCACCUUUGGGAAGGUGAUCCUGGUGAAGGAGAAGGCCACGGGCCGCUACUACGCCAUGAAGAUCCUGAAGAAGGAAGUCAUCGUGGCCAAGGAUGAGGUGGCACACACACUCACUGAGAACCGUGUCCUCCAGAAUUCCAGGCACCCUUUCCUGACAGCCCUGAAGUACUCCUUCCAGACCCACGACCGCCUCUGCUUCGUCAUGGAGUACGCCAACGGGGGCGAGCUCUUCUUCCACCUGUCCCGGGAGCGCGUGUUCUCCGAGGAGCGGGCCCGUUUCUAUGGCGCUGAGAUCGUGUCGGCCCUGGACUACCUGCACUCGGAGAAGAACGUGGUCUACAGAGAUCUCAAGCUGGAGAACCUCAUGCUGGACAAGGAUGGUCACAUCAAGAUCACAGACUUCGGGCUAUGCAAGGAGGGCAUCAAGGAUGGCGCUACCAUGAAGACCUUCUGCGGCACGCCCGAGUACCUGGCCCCUGAGGUGCUGGAGGACAACGACUACGGGCGGGCCGUGGACUGGUGGGGGCUGGGCGUGGUUAUGUACGAGAUGAUGUGUGGCCGCCUGCCCUUCUACAACCAGGACCAUGAGAAGCUCUUUGAGCUCAUCCUCAUGGAAGAGAUCCGGUUCCCACGCACGCUCAGCCCUGAGGCCAAGUCGCUGCUCUCCGGGCUGCUCAAGAAGGACCCCAAGCAGAGGCUCGGUGGGGGUGCUGAGGAUGCCAAGGAGAUCAUGCAGCACCGCUUCUUCGCCAGCAUCGUGUGGCAGGAUGUGUACGAGAAGAAGCUCAGCCCGCCCUUCAAGCCCCAGGUCACGUCGGAGACGGACACCCGGUAUUUUGAUGAGGAGUUCACGGCCCAGAUGAUCACCAUCACGCCACCUGACCAAGAUGACAACAUGGAGUGUGCGGACAGCGAACGCAGGCCCCACUUCCCUCAGUUCUCCUACUCGGCCAGUGGCACAGCCUGAGUGAGGCUCCGGCAGACGUCCUGGGCAGCAGUGGAGGGCCUGGACGGUAGGCUCAUAGGGGCCUUGCCGAGCACCAUAUUUAAUUUUAUUUCUCGGCGCAUCUUCCUUUGAGCCGGUCAGGAAGACGUGGUCCUGCGAGUUUUCUUAAUUUAUUUCAUCCAGGUUGUCCUCCAGAUGCAGCGUUGGCACUCAGAACAGUUAGGUGAACCUAGGAAAACGUUCAGGAUGUCUACAGCCACGGGCGGUGGGCUGUGGGUGGGUGGGCCUGCCUCCAACCUCACCCGGCCCCUCACUGGCCCUGGCUGUCCUGCCCCAGGGUCCAUCGCCUCGGCCCAGCGGGCACCACAAGCUCGUCGCUCUGGGUCCCCUGGAGCCCUCUUCUGGCCCCUGCACUUAGGCCAUGCCCCCUCGUGGCAGUGACCUCGAGGAGGCGGGGCUCCCCACCCCCAUGACAGAGGAACAAGGUUUAAAUUUGUCCCCGUGUAUUAUGCUGUUAAAUGCAUUUGGGGGCUGUUUUUAAUCUUAGUAACAGGAAGGGCCCCAGCCCCCCCACCCCAUGUUCCGUCUGAUCGUCUGUCUCCCUCCUUGCCUAGCCCCCCACAUAGCACUUGUCCUUCUUAGAGGCUUCCGUUUCCGCUGUUUGCCCCCAGGCCCCGCCGGGCACAGCACCCGCCGUGACCCCCGGCCUGACCCCCUUCUGAAGGGGCGGCCCCUGACCUUCCCGCACCCUCAGCUGGCCGCCGCGCUGCUCCCAUGGCAUUUUUUUUACAACAUUCAACUUUAGUAUUUUUAUUAUAAUAUGAAGCUCUCCCUCCAAAUUCUUCAAUAAAAACUGCUUUUCAAGUUUG
This is a messenger RNA of Loxodonta africana (African savanna elephant), 2944 nucleotides long. RefSeq names its product AKT serine/threonine kinase 1 (gene AKT1). Gene Ontology annotation, biological process: protein phosphorylation. Gene Ontology annotation, molecular function: ATP binding; protein serine/threonine kinase activity. NCBI's taxonomy places the organism in Eukaryota, Metazoa, Chordata, Mammalia, Proboscidea, Elephantidae. The coding region runs from base 654 to 2096 and encodes 480 amino acids. The transcript has 14 exons. Gene Ontology annotation, cellular component: nucleus; cytoplasm. The record is from RefSeq and is a predicted model, not a curated record.